AUGUUGUUUGAUCGACAAGUGGAAUUCAAGAAGCUCACUAUUUGCCUUGAUGGAUCUAAAGAUCAAAACUUGUUAUGGAAUCAGAUAUCCAGUAAUUUUGGACUGGUCGAGUAUCUUACAAUCGUAUCGCUUUCUAAUCCUGGUUUCAACCCAGUUUUCACUUCAUGGCCAAGGAACAUUAGUAUCAUUAGUUCCGAAUGGGUUACUCUGGAAUCUCUUUUGACGUGCACGUGCACUACAAUUAAACUCGAUUGGUCAGAUUUCGGAAACAAAGAUUUGGAUGAGAUUCUUAAGAAGUGGAAGACUGGAGGAUUUUCGAAUCUAAAGCGUCUGGUAAUUAGCAGUCAAAAUAUUAAAAAUAAUGGAGAACUUAUUUUGGGAAUGAAUCUAAUGGAAUUAAACGGAAAGGUUAUUCAAUCUGAUGAUGUAUUAAAAAAGUCUACUAUUGGAAUAGACUCCCAUAUACAGACUACUUUGUAUAUGCAUAUAAAAUAA
Caenorhabditis remanei is the source of this 495-nucleotide messenger RNA. RefSeq lists its product as uncharacterized. NCBI's taxonomy places the organism in Eukaryota, Metazoa, Nematoda, Chromadorea, Rhabditida, Rhabditidae. Bases 1 to 495 code for a protein of 164 amino acids. The record is from RefSeq and is a predicted model, not a curated record. The transcript has a single exon.